GUCAAACUCAAGUUCAUUUUAUCAAAAUAUAACCUAUAAAAGUUUAAAAAACUAUUUUUUAAAAUAUUAUUUUCUUUAGGUAUUUCUUUUUUAAUAAUCAUUACGAUUAAUAAAAUUUAAUAGUUCUCUUUAAAAAAAUGUGUGAUUCUAGCAAUUCAGAUAAAAAACCACAGUUUGGAAAUAGGUUUUUAACAGAGGAAAAUAAUGUUUUUGAACAUAAUGCAUGGUAUGAAUAAAAUAAAUUCGAACUUUAAAUUUGGUCUUUUUUACUAUAGACAAUGUUCAACACGAUAUAGAAAGAAACCAAAAUACGGAUCACGGUAUUUAAUAGACAAAUCUGAAGUUUUUAGUCACAAUGCCUGGGAUGAUGUUGAAUGGGAUGCAGCUCAAGAACAAGAAGCUCAAAAGAAAGUAUUUACCAAUAGCGUUAUAAAACUCGGUAAAGAGGACAUUGACAAAUAUGAAAAAGAAGCAGACACAUUUUGGAAUGCAUUUUAUGACAUCCAUACAAAUAGAUUUUUCAAAGAUCGCCAUUGGCUUUUUACAGAAUUUCCAGAACUAGGUGAUGAUGGUUCUUCAGCUGAGAAAAAAAUUUUUGAAAUUGGAUGUGGUGUUGGAAACACUAUUUUUCCUAUUUUACAAUAUUCUGUUAACAAAAACCUGAUGGUAUAUGGGUCAGAUUUCUCAUCUAAAGCAAUAGAAAUUUUAAAAAGCUCCGAUGUUUAUGAACAAGGAAGAUGUAGUGCAUUUGAAUUGGAUGCUACUGCUGAAGUAUGGAAUGUACCAUUCUCAGAAAAUAGCAUGGAUAUUAUAGUUCUAAUUUUUGUUUUAUCUGCUAUCAGUCCUGAAAAGUUUAGCCACAUAAUUGGGAAUAUUUAUAAAUAUUUAAAACCAGGAGGGUUAGUUUUAUUUAGAGAUUAUGGCAGAUAUGAUAUGGCUCAAUUAAGAUUCAAACCUGGUAAAAGUUUGGGGGACAAUUUUUAUGUUCGUGGUGAUGGUACAAGAGUCUAUUUUUUUACUCAAGAUGAAAUUAAAAAUCUAUUCGAAAAUGCAGGAUUUGAAGAAGUUGAAAAUAGAAUUGAUAGAAGAUUACAAGUAAAUAGAGGAAAAUUACUUAAAAUGUACAGGGUGUGGAUUCAGGCUAAAUACCAGAAACCCACUUGAGAAACUAUAUAUCUUUUUAAUUUAUUUACGG
Psylliodes chrysocephalus is the source of this 1195-nucleotide messenger RNA. NCBI's taxonomy places the organism in Eukaryota, Metazoa, Arthropoda, Insecta, Coleoptera, Chrysomelidae. The record is from the annotation of a GenBank genome assembly.